AUGUCUACCUUCUACAUCGAGAACAAGAAUGUCGGCAACCAGGCCGACUCAGAAGAUUGGCGCAUUCGCGGCUACAACCCUCUAACUCCUCCCGAUCUGCUACAACACGAGAUUCCGCAGACGACAGCAUCAAAAAAGACAGUCAUCGAGGGCCGCAACGAGGCCGUGGCGAUUGUCAAUGGCAAGGACCUAAAACACCGCCUUCUUAUCGUCGUCGGCCCUUGCUCGAUCCAUGACCCUGCCGCUGCCCUCGCUUACUGCGACUUGCUCCUCCAGGCUAAGGAGAAGCACAAGGAUGAGUUGCUUAUCGUCAUGCGCUCGUACCUCGAGAAGCCCCGUACGACCGUCGGCUGGAAGGGCCUGAUCAACGACCCAGAUAUCGACGGUAGCUUCAAGAUUAACAAGGGCUUGAGAUUGUCGCGCCAGCUCUUCGUCGACCUGACGAGCAAGGGUAUGCCCAUUGCUAGCGAGAUGCUGGAUACCAUCUCUCCCCAGUUCUUGGCCGAUCUUCUCAGCGUUGGCGCCAUUGGUGCACGCACAACGGAGAGCCAGCUGCACCGUGAGCUGGCAAGUGGACUGAGUUUCCCAGUUGGCUUCAAGAACGGCACCGAUGGCUCGCUCGGCGUCGCCAUCGACGCUAUGGGUGCCGUGAAGCACCCUCACCACUUCCUCUCAGUCACUAAGCCUGGUGUCGUCGCCAUUGUUGGCACAACGGGUAAUGAUGACUGCUUCGUCAUUCUGCGUGGUGGCACCAAGGGCACCAACUACGAUGCUGAGAGCAUCGCCGAGGCCAAGGCUUCUUUGGACAAGAAGGGAGCUCCUCCCAGGCUGAUGGUCGACUGCAGCCACGGCAACUCACUCAAGAACCACAACAACCAGCCCAAGGUUGCCAGCGUCGUCGCCGAACAGGUUGCCAAGGGCGAGACCGCUAUCAUGGGUCUCAUGAUUGAGAGCAACAUUGGCGAGGGUAACCAAAAGGUGCCAGAGGAGGGCAAGUCCGGUCUCAAGUACGGCGUCAGUAUCACAGAUGCUUGCAUCCACUGGGCAGACACUGAAGUGGUGCUUGACAAUUUGGCCGAGGCCGUGAAGCAAAGACGAAAGGUUUUGGGAGUCAGCAUCUAA
This is a messenger RNA of Trichoderma aggressivum f. europaeum, 1122 nucleotides long. RefSeq lists its product as uncharacterized. Gene Ontology annotation, biological process: aromatic amino acid biosynthetic process. Gene Ontology annotation, cellular component: cytoplasm. The transcript has 4 exons. The coding region runs from base 1 to 1122 and encodes 373 amino acids. The record is from RefSeq and is a predicted model, not a curated record. NCBI's taxonomy places the organism in Eukaryota, Fungi, Ascomycota, Sordariomycetes, Hypocreales, Hypocreaceae. Gene Ontology annotation, molecular function: 3-deoxy-7-phosphoheptulonate synthase activity.